CGGUGAUGGUGAUGAUGAAGGAGCGAGAGGAAGGAUCGCUGUACGCAGGACGUGGAUGGAGUGGAUCAGCGCGUGAACUGCAUGAGCUCACAACACACGAUGACCCUAUAAACAGCGGCGCCGUCUCAAAUCAUAGCCAGCUGUCUAUGCAGACUGGACAUUUGAGCGUGCUUAACAGAAAGGUUCCGCCUGACGUGUUUCCCGCCGGACGUCUGUGUACGUCGGACCGGUUCAAGAUGUCAGUGGAGCAGGCGAGCGCGAGCCGGACACUCAAUGACACCGAAGACGACAAAUCACAUUUAAUAAAAGGAUGUGCUUUCCUCAGUACUGUAGCUACAGCGGGGAUGAUCGCAGGGUUCGGGUCCACGCUUGCCGUGGCUAAGAAGAAGAGUCCUGAGUGGUUCAGUAAGGUAUUUUCUGCAGGCGUAAUAGGAACUGCUGCGAUCCCAGAAAGUGGUGCGUCUUUAGCCUUGCGAGCGCUGGGAUGGGGUUCACUUUACGCCUGGUGCGGAGUGGGUCUCCUGAGCUUCACCGUUUGGAAGGCCCUGGGCGUCCACAGCCUGAAGGAGUUUCGUCAAAAAAUGCAGUCCGUUUUCCCAGCCGUCCCCAAAAAUGAAGAGGCUCAGGAGAAUUCUGCUCCAUUUGACUGGAAUUCCGUCUUCACGUCGAAAUGAGGAGGCAGGAAACGGACAGCGUUAACUCACUGACUGGGAAAAAUACUUUACAGAUGGUCAGCUUGGUCAAGUGCGAGCCAAAAAUCAGCCACUUUAGAUCCGGCAAAAAGAAAUACGUUUUUGGCCACAGCACUGGAGAAUGGCACUUAUGGUUGUCUGCCUUAAUUUCUUGUGCCAAGACAGUUUGACUCAAGUGUGGGGAGUAUCUUUUUUUUCUGGUAACCAUACAUUUUAGAUAUUUGUGUGGGCCUAGCAAACAUUAUCACUGCCCUUUGGCUGCUGGUGUUUAUACAUUGAAUAUCAAACUAAAGCAGCUAUUGUGUUAAAUUGCCAUCAUGUGAUGACAAGGUCUAAUAAAAGCAUCCUGUAAUACUGUG
Molecule: messenger RNA, 1051 nt
Organism: Puntigrus tetrazona (Sumatra barb)
Lineage: Eukaryota; Metazoa; Chordata; Actinopteri; Cypriniformes; Cyprinidae
Gene: tmem242
Product: transmembrane protein 242
Exons: 5
Coding region: 6-674 (222 amino acids)
Source: RefSeq, a predicted model, not a curated record